This is a messenger RNA of Sphaerodactylus townsendi, 2814 nucleotides long. RefSeq names its product zinc finger protein ZFP2-like. Gene Ontology annotation, biological process: regulation of DNA-templated transcription. The coding region runs from base 51 to 2354 and encodes 767 amino acids. The transcript has 6 exons. Lineage: Eukaryota; Metazoa; Chordata; Lepidosauria; Squamata; Sphaerodactylidae. The record is from RefSeq and is a predicted model, not a curated record.
UUUGUAAAUUGCUGGCUCAGUGGUGGCUGUUUGGAGCAGAAAGGAGAGGGAUGGAAGAGCCGGAGUCAAUUGGUUUAGAAGCCAGCAAAGGCUGUGAUGUAAUUGAGGCUGGGAGCAGAAGGAAACUGUGGGAAGGAAAACUGUCGAAGGGUCCAGGAGACAGUGACGUCCUCCCUCCAGAUGGGCAGCGCCAGCAAUUCUGCAACCAGGAGGCUGAGGGGCCCCAAGAGGUUUGCAGCCAACUCCGUCUUUGCUGUCAGUGGCUGGAGCCAGAUAUGCAUAGCAAGAAAGAGACGCUGGACCUGGUGAUCCUGGAGCAGUUCCUGGCUGACCUGCCCCUAGAGAUGGGGAACUGGGUCAGAGAAUGCAGGCCGGAGACCAGUUCCCAGGCAGUGGCCCUGGCAGAAGGCUUCCUCCUGAGCGAGGCAGAGGACAAGAAUCAGGACCAACAGGGGCAGGACUGGAUCACGCAGGAGCGUUACCAUGGAGCAGCUUUUUCAGGUGGUACCAUACAUUCCUUCCUAUCUCUUUGGGGCAAAGAUAAAGCAGAUUCCAUGCAGCCUGAUCAGGGUCUGGUGACAUUUGAGGAAGUGUCUGUUCAUUUUACCGAGGAAGAGUGGGCUCUGCUGGACCCAGAUCAAAGAAGGCUUCACAGUGAAGUCAUGAAGGACAAUCGUCAGAAUGUGGCCUCUCUGGAAGGACUUCUAGUUCCCAAACCUGAUUCCAUAUCCUUACCGGAAGAAGCAGGAGAUCCACUUGACCAGGCCCCAGAAGAAAGAACAAGGUCAACAGAGGAUAAUGCUCUCCAGAACAAGUUCAGCAAAGAACCACCAGUCCUCCUUUAUGAUGAAACAGAGCAAAAUAGUAACACAGAAAUGAAAUGGAAGAGGGGGAACCAAUGCUGUGCUUCUCAGAGUGCUGAAUCCCAGAUAUUGGAAACACAUGGAAAAACUGACUCGAGGGAGAAACCUGACAAAUUCUUUGAAUGCGAAAUGAGCGAUAAGAACUGCAUCCUUGCAGCUCAUCAAAGAAUCCACACUAGGAAGAAACCAUAUAAACAUUUAGAGUGUGGAAAGAGCUUUGCUCAGGGUUCAGAUCUUACUCAACCUCAAAUUCACAAUGGGGAGAAGCCAUAUAAAUGCUUAGAGUAUACUGGGGAGAAAACAUAUAAGUGCUUGGAGUGUGGAAAAAGUGUUGCUUGGAGUUCAGAUCUUAUCCAUCAACAAAUCCACACUGGGGAGAAACCAUAUAAAUGCUUGGAAUGUGAAAAAAGUUUCUCUCAGAGUUCAGGACUUAUUAGUCAUCAACAAAUCCACACUGGGGAGAAACCACAUAAAUGUUUGGAGUGUGGAAAAAGCUUUACUCGGAAUGGAAAUCUAGCUGUUCAUCAAAGAACGCACACUGGGGAGAAACCAUAUAAAUGCUUGAAGUGUGGAAUUAGCUUUGCUCGGAGUGGAACACUAGCUGUUCAUCAAAGCAUGCACACUGGGGAGAAACCAUAUAAAUGCCUGCAGUGUGGGAUGAGCUUUCCUCGUAAUUCAGAUCUUACUGUCCAUCAACGAAUUCACACUGGGGAGAAACCCUAUAAGUGCUUGGAGUGUGGAAAAAGCGUUGCUCGGGGUUCAGAUCUUAUUAUCCAUCAACGAAUCCACACUGGGGAGAAACCAUAUAAAUGCUUGGUAUGUGAAAAAAGCUUCUCUCAGAGUUCAGCACUUAUUAGUCAUCAACAAAUCCACACUGGGGAGAAACCACAUAAAUGUUUGGAGUGUGGAAAAAGCUUUACUCGGAAUGGAAAUCUAGCUGUUCAUCAAAGAAUGCACACUGGGGAGAAACCAUAUAAAUGCUUGGACUGUGGAAUGAGCUUUGCUCGGAGUGGAACUCUGUCUGUUCAUCAAAGUAUGCACACUGGGGAGAAACCAUAUAAAUGCUUGGAGUGUGGGAUGAGCUUUCCUCGGAGUUCAGAUCUUACUAUUCAUCAACGAAUCCACACUGGGGAGAAACCCUAUAAGUGCUUAGAGUGUGGAAAAAGCUUUGCUCGGAGUGGAAGUUUAGCUGUUCAUCAAAGCAUGCACACUGGGGAGAAACCAUUUAAAUGCUUGGAGUGUGGAAAGAGCUUUGCUCGGAGUUCAGAUCUUACUAUCCAUCAACGAGUCCACACUGGGGAGAAACCAUAUAAAUGCUUGAAGUGUGGAAAAGGCUUUGCUCGGAAUGGAAGUCUAGCUGUUCAUCAACAAAUCCACACUGAGGAGAAACCGUAUAAAUGCUUGGUGUGUGGAAAGAGCUUUGUUCGGAGUUCACAUCUUACUAGACAUCAACAUAAGCACACAGAGAAGAAAAUGCAGAAAUUCCUGUAGUGUGGAAAGAACUUUGCUCACAGUCUUGUUUAUUGCUGUUCAACAAAAACACACAGGAGGAACCAUAUACUAUUUGUAAUCUUGGUUGUAAAUUUCUUGUGGAAUACCGAAGAAUCUAUAGAGGAGAAACAGUGUAAGUGCUUGGAGUGUGGAAAGAAGAAACAGUAGAAAGGUCUGGUGUGCUCAAAGUGUUCUGUUGCACGUUUAACCCUUCAGUCCCAUCCGAGAGUCUAUACAAAGAAGCAAUCAUAUAAAUGCCCCCAGUGUUGAAAGAGAUUUCUGUUUCAGCAGGAGACUGUUUAUGAAAGACUUCAUAGUGGUGUUAAAAGUGCCAUCAGCCGAAUUACAAUAACCACAUAGGAUUGGGAAAAUAAGAGACAUUCAGAGGUGGUUUGCCACCGUAUGCCUGCGCAUCACAAUCCACAUGGGUUUGUGUAUAAAGAAGUCAUGCCAGACUACA